AUGUCUGCUGAGGACUCCGAGAAAGCGUACUCUUCCUCUGCUGGGGACGAUGUUCCAGAGUAUGCGGGCGAGCGGGCUGUCAACAAGAAGGCUGCCGAACGUUUUGGAGUCUUUGCGCCCGUUAUGGAGAAGCUUUUCGACUAUGGCGUCGAAGCGCGAGGCGUAGAGCGCGUUUUGGAGAAUGAACGGGAUCCAAAACUGCUCUGGAAUAAUUUGUUCAUGUGGUGGUCUGUCAACUGUGUGUUGACCACUGUUCCUAUUGGUGCUCUUGCCCAAGCCUUUUUCACCCUGAGUUUUGGCAAUGCCUGCGCAACCAUUCUCUGCUUCGGUGCUCUCGGCGCCGCUUUUACCUCUGGAAUAGCAACCUUGGGCCCCAAAACCGGUCUCCGUACAAUGAUCAUCGCCCGUUUCAGCUCUGGCUACAUUGGAGGCAUCAUCUAUUCCAUAUUUAACAUUCUCACUCAGCUUGGCUUUGCCACUACUUGUGUAAUCCUUGGUGGUCAAACCCUUGCCGCCGUACGCCCAGAUACCUUGAGCCUUGAAGGUGGUGUAGCCAUUGUCGCUGUACUCAGUGUUAUUCCUUGCUUUGUUGGCUACGAACUCCUCCAUCGAUACGAACGCUACGUAUGGGCUCCGAUCUUACUCGUCAUGCUUUUCCUCUGGGGUCUAGGCGGUAAAGCUGGGUAUCAUGUCACCGCUCAAAAGGCCUUUGAAGAUCCUGCAGGAAGAUUCUUGGCUGGAGACGUGCUCAGUUUCGGCGGGAUAGUGUUUGGAUCAUUUACUGGCUGGGCUCCUGUGGCAGCAGAUUACAACUGUAAACUCCCGGUCAAUACUUCCGCAUGGGCUGUGUUCUUCAUGACAUUUUUUGGACUAUAUCUUCCCGUGUGCUUUAUCUCCAUUCUAGGUGCAGCACUGAUGACCAUCACGAACCCGGUAUAUGUCGCUGCUUACGAGGACGGAAGCAUGGGCGGUUUAAUUGCUCAAGUACUAACGCCUUGGGGUGGAUUCGGCAAAUUUCUGCUAGUUGUUCUGGCUUUGUCCGUGAUUGCGAAUAAUAUGGUCAACACAUACUCAACUGGUAUCUCUAUUCAAGCGUUAGGUCGUCCAUUUGCUGUUGUUCCUCGGAUGUUCUGGACUCUUGUCGGGUUUAUAGCAUACACCAUCGCGGGAAUCGUGGGACGCGAACAUUUCUCAGAUAUCCUAUCCAACUUCUUAUCCAUUCUCAGCUACUGGACAGCAUUUUUCAUGGUGAUCACCCUCGAGGAGCAUUUCAUCUUCAGGCGGAAAGGCGGUCUUCUGGGAGGGUAUAACUUGGAUGAUUGGGAUACUCCUUCCAAACUUCCUCUUGGUAUCGCAGGAAUCUUGGCCGGAGCUAUCGGUGUAGCAGGUGCAGUAGUGGGGAUGGCCGAGGUCUGGUAUAUCGGGCCCAUCGGUAUGCUCGCCGGAAAUCCUGAAUUUGGUGGCGACCUUGGAUUUGAGCUUGCUGCAAUAUUCGCUGGCGUAUCAUAUCCUUUUCUGCGUUGGUUGGAAAUUCGUCUGAUGGGACGCUAG
This is a messenger RNA of Lentinula edodes (shiitake mushroom), 1551 nucleotides long. RefSeq names its product permease for cytosine/purines, uracil, thiamine, allantoin-domain-containing protein. Bases 1 to 1551 code for a protein of 516 amino acids. Gene Ontology annotation, molecular function: transmembrane transporter activity. The transcript has 11 exons. NCBI's taxonomy places the organism in Eukaryota, Fungi, Basidiomycota, Agaricomycetes, Agaricales, Omphalotaceae. Gene Ontology annotation, cellular component: plasma membrane; fungal-type vacuole membrane. Gene Ontology annotation, biological process: transmembrane transport. The record is from RefSeq and is a predicted model, not a curated record.